AUGUGGAUGUCUUAUAAGUGGAUGUCUUGCAUCCAACGCUCUCAAAUCCCACAAGAGAUCCAACGAGCGCUCAUUGUCAACUCUGUAUUGGCACACCGCACUCAGUCAGAGGGAGGGACACACCAUCCAGCUCGCUUUGACACCGAUUCACUGACAAUCGGCAUCAACAACCGCUGCUCCUUCUGCAUCUCCAACAAGGAAUACCACUUCGAAGAUCUGCAAAACACACAGCAUGUCAUCAAGGGCUUUGGUAACCAAAAGACCAUUGAUGUCAUGGCUGGAACACUGGUUUGGAAAUGGUUGGAUGAUGACAGAAAGGAACACACAUUCCGAAUCCCAAAUUCAUUCUACGUACCUUCAGGCAAGAUGAGAUUGCUGAGCCCACAGCAUAUCUCACAAGUUCUCAAGAAAAGAGGCCUUGAAACAUUCAUUGAAACAACAGAAGGCAAGCUCUGGUAUGACAACUUCUAUGCCUAUUGUGCCCAAUGCGCCAAAGCCAACCAGGAAGACGACCUCUUUGAAGAGGACCUUGAAGCACCUACAGCAAUGGAGGCAACGAUGGUCAGUGAUGACAAGCAUGACAAUGAGAAAAUCACAACACCAACUUCCCAUCGAGAGGAAGAAUCUGAACCAUCUGAAGAUGAUCCCGAACCUCCAAUGUGUGAAACACCAAUGACUUUUGAUCUCGAUAUGGACAAGAACAAAAGUUCAGCACCAAUACACAUUGAGGACAAUGAAGAGGACACUCAAAAAGAAAAUCACACAGCUGAGUUCCUCAAGUACCACCACAAGUUCAAUCACUGUUCACCAGCCAAGAUCCAAGCAAUGGCAAAGAAAGGUGAGCUCCCAAAAUACUUGGCAACAUGCAAUGUACCUGUAUGCAGUGCUUGCCAAUUUGGAAAGGCAACCAGAAGGCCGUGGCGCACCAAGAACAAGAAGAAUGGUCGCAAAGCAAAAAAAGGAACAAGACCAGGACAAGUGAAGAGCACAUCCGUGAAAGAGACGCUGGUAGGCAAGGAAGCAUUUGAGCGACUUGCUGCAACCUACGGGAUCCAAGUCCAACACUACCAUGCAGACAACGGAACGUUUGCCGCCAUAGGGUGGAUUGAUGCGUGUUACCGGAAGGAGCAGUCCAUAAGCUUUGCAGGAGUCAAUGCACAUCAUCAGAACGGAAGAGCUGAAGCAAGGAUCAAGCAUAUCCAGGACAUGGCACGUACCUUGUUGAUUCAUGCAACAAAGAGAUGGCCCAAGGCAAUCAAUGCUCGUCUGUGGCCCUUUGCAGUCCGCAUGGCAAAUCUCUCGAUCAAUGCAACACUGUGGUUAGCAGAUCUGAAGAAGCUCUCCAGACGAGAUGUUUUCAAGUUCCAAAGUGGAUAA
This is a messenger RNA of Cylindrotheca closterium, 1377 nucleotides long. Lineage: Eukaryota; Bacillariophyta; Bacillariophyceae; Bacillariales; Bacillariaceae. The record is from the annotation of a GenBank genome assembly.